AUGGCACAAGGAGCACGAGCACAGUCUUCUUCUCCUAUUACCUAUGAAUAUGAAUAUGAAUAUGAUGUAUUUCUCAGUUUUCGUGGUGAAGAUACCCGCUACGGCUUUACUGGCAAUCUUUAUAGUGCUCUGAGUCAACGGGGAGUCUUGACCUUCAUGGAUGAUCAUGAUCUAAAAAAAGGGGAAAAGAUUACAACUGCUCUGCUCCGUGCAAUUCAAAAGUCCAGGAUGACCAUCGUUAUUUUGUCUAAAAGCUACGCAUCCUCAACAUUUUGUUUGAACGAACUUGUGGAGAUCCUUGAGUGUUAUACAGAACAAAACAUGUCGAUUUGGCCAGUUUUCUAUGAUGUAGAUCCAUCAGAUGUGCGACAUCAAACAGGGAGUUAUGGAGAAGCAUUCACAAAGCACGAACGGGGAAGAUUCAGGGAUGACAGCGAGAAGUUGAAAAAAUGGAAGUUGGCUUUGAAUCAAGUAGCUGAUUUCGGUGGUUCCCAUUACAACCAUGGGGUCUAUGAGCAUGUGCUCAUUAGAGAAAUUAUAAAAGAGGUCUCCCGUAAGAUUAAGCGACCUCUCUUGCAUAUUGCUGUUUACCCUGUUGGAUUGGAUGCUCGAAUAAAAGGUGUACUGUUGCUUAUAGGCGCUGGCUUUAAUAAGAAAUUCAACAUGAUCGGUAUUCAUGGGACUGGUGGAAUAGGCAAAUCAGCCAUUGCACGUGCUGUAUAUAAUUUGAUAGCAUCUCAAUUUGAAGGUUCAUGCUUUAUUGCUGAUGUUAGAGAAUUAACGUCUAGACACGGAUUAGAAAAGAUCCAAGCGACAAUGCUUUCUCAACUAAUUGGGGGGAGAAAUUUCGAGUUAGAAAGUUUGAAUCAAGGGAUUCCAAUAUUAAAAGAACGAAAGAAAGUCCUUCUUAUUCUUGAUGAUGUUGACAACAUGGAUCAAUUACAAGCAAUUGAGGGAGGACUUGAUUGGUUUGCUCCUGGUAGCGUCAUCAUUAUAACAACAAGGCACAAGCAUUUGUUAGAUAGCCAUGAUGUUAAAAAAUAUGAGGUUAAAAAUCUGAAUCAUACUGAAGCUCUUGAAUUGUUUAGGUGGAAAGCUUUAAAAAAUAGUGAAGCUGGCCUUUACAUGGAAAUCACAAAGCGUCCAAUACCUUACGCCGGUGGCCUUCCUUUGGCUUUGGAAACGAUAGGCUCAAACUUGUUUGGUAAAACAUUAGAUGAAUGGAAUUAUGCAUUAGAAGCAUAUGAAAGAAUUCCAAUUGAAGAAGAUGUUGAUAAAAUUCUUGAAGUUAGCUAUGAUGGCUUGGGGGAAAAUGAAAAGGAGAUUUUUCUUGACAUAGCUUGCUUCUUCAAAGGAUGCACUCUAAGAUAUGUUACAAAUAUGCUACAUGCUCGUCUUGGUUUUCCCCCACAAGAUGGUAUUCGAGUGCUGCAAAAAAAAUCCCUCAUUAACAUUUGGAGAUCCAAUGGUGAAAUUAUUGUAACAAUGCAUAACUUGAUUCAACAUAUGGGAAAAGAAAUAGUUAGAAAGCAAUCAACUUCCUUUGAAGGACGUAAUAGGUUGUGGUUUCAUGAGGACGUUGUUUGCAUUUUGGAGAAAUACAAGGAAAAUGAUGAAAUUAAAGCCAUGAUGUUGGAUAUGCCUGAAGAUAAACUUCAAUUCAAGGAAGAUGUGUUCGGAAAGAUGAAAAACCUCAUGAUGCUUAUAAAAAAGGAAGUUGGUUUUGCCAGUUGCUUCGAACAUCUCCCAAAAAGUUUGAGAGUGUUGGAAUGGUGGAGACAUCCUGCAGCUUCUUUACCAUCUGUUCUUCAUAACCUUGUCAUACUCAACUUGUCAUACAGUCGUUGCUUUCAAUGGGACAAAUCAUUACAGAUGUCAGAGGUUUUGAAUCAGUUGAUCUUCACGGGUUGUAAGUGCUUACAAGAAAUACCUGAUGUGUCUGGUCUCCCAAAUCUGAAAGAAUUGUGUGUUGAUGAUUGCACAAGUUUGAUUGAGAUUGAUGAUUCUGUUGGACUUCUUGUUAAUCUCCAAAGGUUCAGUGCUAAAGGGUGUACCCAGCUUAAGAAAUUUCCGCACAGCAUAAAGUGGAAAUCUCUGGAAUACCUUUGUCUUCAGGACUGCGAGAGUCUUGAUAAUUUCCCAGAAAUAAAAGAACCAAUGGAAAAGCUGAAAUUCCUUGACUUGGAAGGAACUGCUUUGAAAAAUCUGCUACCUUCAGUGAAAUUCCUUAAAGGCCUUCGAAGGUUACACCUGAGCAGAUGCAAAAUGCCUGAAAAUAAUGUGCUAUCCGAAAUUGUUCAAAAUUUGCCAAAUUUCUUUCCCGAAUUGAAAACAGUGAGAUUAGGAGACUCAAAUUUGACAAUCCUUCCUGCAUGCAUUAAUGAAUGUCAAAAUUUGAAAAGGCUAGACUUGUCUAAUUCCAAGCAGCUUGGAGAAAUUGGAGGGCUUCCACCAAACAUAGUUGAAUUUGUGGCAAAUAACUGCACGUUACUGAAAGAUGAUUGUUCAACUUUAAACAAGUUGAUAAAGAGUCAGGUAAUUCAUUCUAGAAUACAAUUCUAUGUUCUGCCAGGGCAAACGAUCCCAGAAUGGUUUGACCACACUAGCAAGGGACACUCUCUAUGUUUCUGGUUUCGUAAGGAAUUCCCUUGCCUCACUGUGUCUGCUGUUUUAGGAGUUGUAGAUAAUACUGAGCAUCCUUUCGAUGUGCACUUUAAGUUCUGUUUUAAGAUCAAUGAUAUUGACAUGCCUUUGUUUAAUUAUAAGAACAAUUUAGAGGGUGAUCACAUAGUUAUAUUUAACUAUAUUACUAAUCCAAUGGAUUUGGAUCAUGGAGGACUACUUUCAGAGAAUGAGUGGAAUUAUGGGGAGGUUUUAUUUGUGAUAAAACCCGAUUCACCCGAUUCUGGUAGUUCAGGAUCAAUCCAACGGAUCGGAGUUCUUGUGAACCAGACAUUUAUCAGUAAAGGGCAUGUUAGAUUCACAAAUCCUUAUCCUUCCAAAAUUACAUGUGAUGACAAGGGAAACCAGCUUAGGUUGUGUAAGGCAGAUGAUAAACAACAGCAGCAACAACAAUUAGCUUCUUUCAACCGCUCAAUCCCAAUGAGCUAUGAAAUGGGGGAACAACCUUUGAGUUAUGAGUUGUGCAAUUCAGAUUCACUGGAACCAGCGUGGCCAAUUGACGGCUCCAACAACACAGAUGGAGCAUUCCUUGAUCAUCAAGCAAAAGAUGCAGGAGAAUCAUCUCAAGUGCAAAGAUCCACUUCAACAAGUGGCCAAGUUGGACCAAAACUGCCCCUAGGAACCAGUUUGACUAUGUUGCCAAAAACAAUUGAUGCGUCUUUAACAAAUCAAACUGAACUAACUCUAGUUGAUGAUGUAGAAAUGGAAGCAUUUUAUGUUUCUCUUGAUGCUGAGACCCGGGUUGUUUCAAGUGAAGAGGCCAGCAAAGCUAGGAGAAUAGUACACGACUUCAUCUCCAAUAAUGAUGCUUCUAUUAUGUUGCAUCCUGAACGGUGCAGCGUCAUGAAAACCAGUUUAGAGAACCUCUCCAAUUUGUCUGCAGACCAUGGUAUAUCAAGAGAAAUGAGAACACUGUUAUCAGAAGCUUCAAGGGAGUACACGCAUUUUAGGAGGGACUACAUUGAAGCAAGUAUGAAAAUUGCGUCCACAUCAUUCGAUUUGCAGAGAGCUGAUGAAUUAGAAAUAGGUCUUGAACUUAACAAGAAAAGGUUCUGUGAAGAGUUGGCCUCAGAACAUGAGCUGAUUAAAAAGUUAGCCAGAAUGGAGGAAAGCAAAAGGAAGCUAGAAGAGAAAAUCAAUGUCAUUAAAGCUAACAUCUCCGCUUCUCAAUCAGAAAAGGAGAACAUUCUUAACAGAAAGAGAGAUAUCUUCAAAGAAGGAAAGGCACUUCAAACUCAAAGAGAUGAGUUGAGGGAAAAAGCACCUAGUUUGAAAUACGAGCAUGGUUUUGCCAAGGAAACACAAUCAAGAAUGAAUUCUGAAUGGUCUGAACUCAGAGAAAAACUUAAGAAGAUUGCUGAAGAGUGAGAUUUAUUGUAAUUCAGGUAGAAUGUUGACUGUAGACUAUAACCCCUAGAAUAUUAUAUAUGAAAACCUCGACCAGAGAGGGUGAAGUGUGGAGUGAGUGAGGGCAAUGCAAAUAAAAUUUUGAACUAAAAUUAUUUCCGUUUGUAAUUUA
This is a messenger RNA of Gastrolobium bilobum, 4201 nucleotides long. Its product is annotated as TMV resistance protein N-like. The coding region runs from base 1 to 4050 and encodes 1349 amino acids. Gene Ontology annotation, biological process: signal transduction; defense response. Gene Ontology annotation, molecular function: ADP binding. The transcript is spliced from 6 exons. NCBI's taxonomy places the organism in Eukaryota, Viridiplantae, Streptophyta, Magnoliopsida, Fabales, Fabaceae. The record is from RefSeq and is a predicted model, not a curated record.